AUGUCUGUUUUUCAUGAUGAGGUAGAAAUUGAAGAUUUUGAUUUUGAUGAAGAAAAAAGUGUUUAUUGGUAUCCAUGUCCUUGUGGUGAUCGUUUUGAAAUUACAAAAGAAAUGUUGGAGUUAGGUGAAGAUGUGGCAACGUGUCCUAGUUGUUCAUUAAUUAUUAGAGUUAUAUAUGAUCCAGAAAUGUUUUCAAAUAUGGAGACUAUUUCAAUUACCGUUAAAGCUUCAGCAUAA
Molecule: messenger RNA, 237 nt
Organism: Strongyloides ratti
Lineage: Eukaryota; Metazoa; Nematoda; Chromadorea; Rhabditida; Strongyloididae
Product: DPH3 homolog
Exons: 2
Coding region: 1-237 (78 amino acids)
Biological process (GO): protein histidyl modification to diphthamide
Molecular function (GO): metal ion binding
Source: RefSeq, a predicted model, not a curated record